AUGUCACAACUAAGCAGGAUUUCCGAACUUUCAGUCGUGAUCCAAACCAGCACCUCCAAGAUCGACGAGUACCUAUCAGCCGAAGGCCUCCCACCACUAUCCUUUGAUGUGCACAGCGCCUCCAAACCGCCAGACGCCAUCUUGCCCUUCCAAACCGCCAUCCUCGAAGCGAUCGACGAACUCCAUGCCCUGGUCCAAGGACCCGUGCCUUUCAUAAUCAACCUUACCAGCCGCAAUCACAACUCCCUCAUCAGCCUGCACGCCAUCUACCGCUUCAGCAUCGCGUCCAGCAUCCCCAUCGACGGCGAAGCCACCUUUGCGCAGAUAGCGGAGCGGUGCAACCUCGCUGAAGAUGACGCCCGCCGCCUCCUCCGACACGCCAUGACAUUCCGAAUCUUCCGCGAGCCGCGCGAGGGCGUGGUGGCGCAAACGGCGGCUGCAGCAAUGGGUCGGCCAGACGUGCGAGGAUAUGUGGCCGGCGGCGACGAGGGUCAUCCGGUUUAUGUGGAGAUUGGGAAGGAUGAGCAGCGGGCGCAGAGGUUUGCCGAUGCGAUGACUUUCUUUCACCAGAGGCCGGGGUUGAAUAUGAAAUACCUGCUAGAGGAGUAUGAGUGGGUCUCCGGGCGUGAUCGUACCCUAUUUGUGGAUGUAGGCGGCUCGCACGGCCCUGUCUCCAUCGCUCUGGCAGAAAAAUUCCCAUCGUUCCACUGCAUCGUGCAGGACCUACCGGAAGUCAUCGAAAAGGCCAACGCACCACCACCCGCCAUAGCGUCACGGGUCGGAUACAUGGCGCACGACUUCUUCGAACCGCAGCCCGUCUGCAACGCUGACUAUUACUACUUCCGUUGGAUUCUACACAACUGGAGCGACAAAUACGCUCUCCGGAUUCUGCGUUCCCUGGUGCCUGCCAUGAAGCAUGGUGCCAGGGUCAUUGUGAACGAGUUCUGUGUCCCACCACCCGGAGUGUUGAGCCUGUACCGGGAGCGUGAUGUGCGAGGAUAUGACAUGGCGAUGAAGGAGCUGCAGAAUGCGAAGGAGCGGGAUGCAGGGGAGUGGGCGAGACUGUUUGAAACGGCUGAUCGUAGAUUUUUCAUGAAGGAGAUUAGAGAGCCCGCGGGGAGUGAUUUAGCAAUCAUUGUAGCGGAGUGGGUGGCAAAGGACGAAGUAGAGGAGAAGCAAACAGCGUAG
Endocarpon pusillum Z07020 is the source of this 1188-nucleotide messenger RNA. RefSeq lists its product as uncharacterized. The transcript is spliced from 4 exons. Gene Ontology annotation, molecular function: O-methyltransferase activity. The record is from RefSeq and is a predicted model, not a curated record. NCBI's taxonomy places the organism in Eukaryota, Fungi, Ascomycota, Eurotiomycetes, Verrucariales, Verrucariaceae. Bases 1 to 1188 code for a protein of 395 amino acids.